Messenger RNA from Nomia melanderi (Alkali bee), 2775 nucleotides. RefSeq lists its product as uncharacterized. The record is from RefSeq and is a predicted model, not a curated record. Lineage: Eukaryota; Metazoa; Arthropoda; Insecta; Hymenoptera; Halictidae. Gene Ontology annotation, molecular function: acyltransferase activity, transferring groups other than amino-acyl groups.
UUCAGGGGGCGGCGAGGGCGGGUGCCUCCGUUGGAACUACCCCUUGGCGACAGCCCGCAACCAUUCUAAACCACGGCUGAUCUCGUGCCGCGCGUUAAUUCUCGUUCCCUUCGACGAUUCGGCAGUCCGUUGAUCGUGACAACCGUUUCUCCACCGAUAUCUCCGAGUGAAGGAUCAAAGACAGCCGCUCGUUCAGUUUCAGCAUGGAGUGCCCCGAGGCGAUGGAUCGAGGCCGGAACUUUCGUCUGCUCGCCGAGGAGGAGUUGCCUCGACUCUUGGACUUCCUCGCCGACUACUUGCCUGAAUCCUUAAAGUUCCAUCAAACUUUGCUGACGUACACGCGGGACAAGGUAUGGGACUUCCACUUCUACGUGGCGCACGGCUGGCCCGAAGAUGCGAUCUGUCUGCAUUUCCCCGGCAUGACGUUGUCGCCCCACGGUUUGCUGUACGAGAGCGUGGGCGUCUUUUGUCCCAACGACCGGCUGGAGCUGCUCAAGCUGCUCAGGGACGAGGACGUUCUGAUCGACUGGUCGAAGCCGCUUUACAUCAAUUUCGUACACCACGACAUCGCCGAGGAGCUGGAACGCCUCUACGAGGACACCGGGACCAUCGAAAGGGUGGUGGGCGACGUGUUCGUAUGCCAGAACACCGAGGAGCUCGACGAGAAGCUGGACCCGGAAGAGGAAUCGGAUCCCGAUGUCCAGGUUCUUCCGUUGAAGGCCGAACACGCGGAGGCUAUCCACGAGUUGUAUCCAGCGAACGAUAUGGAAUGCCAUGAGAUCUUCCUGCGGCUGAUCGGCUCACUUCCGGCGGCCGGAGUGUUUGUCAAGGAUUGCUUGGCCGCCUGGAUGGUGCAGUCUUAUUACGGAGCUAUGUUCUCCAUGCAGACUAAGCCGCAAUACCGGAGGAAGGGAUAUGGAACGAAAUUAGCAAGGUACCUGACGAAACGAGUAGCCGAGAGGGGCUACCAGCCUUUCGUAGUGAUACGUCCGGAGAACGAAGCUAGCCAGAGCCUGUACAAGAAGCUGGGCUUCGUGAAGCUGUACCAAACGGUUCGGAUGACGUUCACGCCGUCUACGUGGCAGGACCCGGAGAACGAAUCGAGCGGCUACUUUAAGGACAACCUAGAGAACGCGGUUAGGCAGCUCACCAUUGAGCAGAAGGUGGUGAACGCUUUCCAGCACGACGAAGUCUCGAUCCACGAGGAAAUCGUGGAAGAAUGUGAUGAUGGCAAUCUGGCGGAAGAGGAGAACAUCGAGGGGAUCGUCGAAGAACCUGAAGAGGAUCGAAAUGAAAAGCCAGAGGAGGAAGAUAAAGGCGAAGAGGAGUCCGAGGGACGAAUAGAAGUGACCGAAGUGCUUGAUAAAGUAGUUGAAGAAACUGCUGAAGAAGCUGAAGAGGCGACAAAUGAGGUACAGUCAGAGGUCAACGUCGAUGGGACGGCGAACGACGGCGGCGGCGAUCAAGACGAUGGAGGAACGGACGAUGCAAACGCGGAAUAAUGAAAUAUACGUUCGAUUAAUCGAUAAAUGGUCCACGAUUUAAGUCGCGCAGCUUGCUCGGGGUUCGCUCUCCCUCACGGAGCUAACAGGACCUGCCUCGCGCGAAGUAUAGUAUAUAUAUUCAUCGAUCAAACCAUUUAGUAAUAUACGCGCAUCGUAUCGACGAACAAUCGGAACCAAACACUCGACGAGCAUCGUUUUUAGAUUCACAAGAGAGAGCGAGAGAGAGAGAGAGCGAGAGAGAGAGCGAGAGAGAGAGAAAGAGCGAGAGAGAGUAAAAAAAAUGAGAAUUGAUUCAGCGCCCUCGUUUUAGACGAUAACCGGUAGCUUUUGUAAGCGGCUCGACCCGAUGAGAACAAAUUGAAAGUAAAAUCAGUCGAGAUAGAUGUAAUUUUCCACGGUUGAUCGAUGAUGUGUCCUAAGGAGGCGUCUCUUUGGCACGUCGGGGAAGAGACCGCCCCGAGCGAUCGGUGCGACGGUAGACAGAGACAAAAAGAAAAAAAAAACAAAAGAAAUUAUUUUAAGAAACUUAAAACGACAUUAACGGCACCGCGUUCGUGCGAGGCUUCAAUUCGCGUACGAUUAACGCGUACGAUUCUGCGUACGGUUCCUCAUAUCAGACUGUUUCGGAGAAUGUCGUGAGGGUCUCAGGAAUCAGCUAUAUUGUAUCCUUUUUGGGUUGCCAAGGUUAGAUGAUUUCAAAGUCUAUCCAAACGUACCGGGUCCGGUAUCUUCCUGUUGCAUUUGGUGGGUUCGUUGUUUCAGAUGUUUAGCGUUGCAUUUAUCAUGAUCGUAUAUCUUCGUUGCAUGGUCGACGGGGUUAACUCGGGGCGUCGAUCGGUCGUCCGUAGGCGGGACAGCUCGUUUCGCUGUCGAGUUGAUCGUUGCAACUCGGUGGUCCGCGAACGGUACUGUGUUUUUAUCAAAUUUUAAACGUGAACACGCCAUUGUUCACGGGACCGAGUACAAGUUACCGUACGGAUAUUCGGUUAUCCCCCUCCCCCGUUGCACAAUGAAUGGGACGAAACGACGGACGUCACCCGUCGUCCGUGGCUCGUAACGUUAGUUUCUUAGCGACCAAAAUCCAACAGAUAGACUUUGAAUUACAAAGGCGUUCGUGUUCAAUCGAAUCCUAUCACGAGCUGAAAGAGAGAGAGAGAAAGGAAGGGAGAGAAAGAGAGAGAGCAAACGCGAGAGAGAAAGAGAGCGAGAGGCAGAGAGAAAGAGAGAGAAGGAGAGAGAGAGAGAGAGAGAGAGAGAGAGAGAGAGAGAG